Molecule: messenger RNA, 3940 nt
Organism: Corvus hawaiiensis (hawaiian crow)
Lineage: Eukaryota; Metazoa; Chordata; Aves; Passeriformes; Corvidae
Product: V-type proton ATPase subunit S1-like protein
Exons: 7
Coding region: 2666-3616 (316 amino acids)
Cellular component (GO): proton-transporting V-type ATPase complex
Source: RefSeq, a predicted model, not a curated record
GGCGCAGGUUUCGCACGCUGUCAUUCGUGCCGCGUUCACAAUGCCAGGACCUGGCUGUGGUUUCCUGCCGAGGUUUGGAAACACCCGAGGUAAUGCAGAAAUUAAUUAUUUUGAAGCAGGCGGUGCGUUAGAGGUGUAACUCUGACACAGUUUUGUGAACGUGGUUUAAAAUCGGGUGUUUUCUGUUGCAUCUGUGCCACGUUUCAUUAUGUUUUAAUGACUCUCACGCUGACUUUCCCUGGUCCCUGGGAAAACGGAGUUAUAAAUAGUGUAACAGCAAAAGAGUGUGAAAACUACUACAAGAAACACAGGCAUGAAAAUUUGCUACUUUUGUAGAAUAUUGGAAGCGUGAAUUCAAUAUUGCAAGUGAGUAUUAAACUUACAGAAUUACUGGAGAUUUGGGUUUAUUGUUAGUGGUGCUGCUUCACCCUCCAAUGAAACACAAACAGUGAGCCCAGAUCAUAGCAGGGGGAAGAGGGGACCUUGUAGAGUCAAGCAUGAUGAAAGUGAAGGCAGCCUGAGCUGUAUGAGUUGAAUGAUGGCCAAAGUCACCAAAAACACACAGAACAAACAUGCUGGUGAAGGUCGCAGCUGCCAGUAAAAUCUGUGCAUUUAAGGCAAGAAGGACAUGUGGUGAUUUGCUUAAGCUUGUAUUAGGAGAUCUGGUAGCCAGUUACUGAUAAAUAGUACAAUAUGUUUUCAUUAAAUAGCUUACUUGCUGCUCUCCUCUGCCAGCUCUCAGAUUUCUUACUGCUCUUCUUAGUAUGAUUCCACUCUUCCCCCCCCCCCCCCCCCCCAAUCAGACCAAAAUCUGACAGAGAACAAGCAGCAGAGCAUUACCUGAACUUCAUUGCAAUAAGUGUUAACAGACGAAGUCACAAUCUUGAUGCCAGGGAAUUAAAUGGGAAUUUUGCCUCAUUGCAGGCACAAUGGGAUUGUGUCUGCACAGUGUUAAUUUGGUAGAAGUACUUUGAGUUCAAUUUCCCUUUUUUUGUAUUAAAAAUGGAAGCUUGAGCUUUUGGACGUCCAUUAAAUUGCAAAUCAAACCCCAGUAAUCAGUGCAUUGUAAAAUAUUUAAGGAGAUCUGUCUCCCUGGAUCAAAUUAAAUAUUUGAAAACCGAAAGAGUUGUAGGUUUUGUAGGUAUUUCAUAUUGACAGAACUUACAUAGAGCCAUUUAGAAGUCAGUGAUGUUUUUUGUUAGGGUGUUUCUUAGCAGGAACCAGCUCUUUCCCUGAUCCUGGUCUCUCCAAACUUACACAUUUAUAGUGUUAAUAACUUCACUGAAGCUCCUUAUGCUGAGUGUCCCUGGGACUACAAGCAGUGCAUUGCCCCCCAGGUGCUCCUCACCUUUCAUAACUUUAUUUCUAGUGCAUUUGAGAGGCCACACGUUAUUGUCCAAUUAAAUAUAUCAUAAAUUAACUGAAACCAGUUCAGCAGCCAGUGAGGAAUUUUGCAGCUGGAGAUUAUCAGCCUGAGGGAGAUGACUCUGAAAUAAUAGGGAUACUGUUUCUGUAGAUGUAGAGUGCAUUUUCCCAUCUGGUGCAGUUCACCAGAGUAGUAAUAUGAAGAAGAGAAGUGUGGACAUGGCAUGAAAACUGCCUGUGGCCUCCACUCCAACCCUGCUGAGUGCCAGGAUUAUUCAUGUGGCUCAUCUGAUGGGGAAAACUCUGUUUACAUGGAAGUCCUCAAGAGUCUUUAUCAACUUUUGCAGACAAACAAGCCAGACUCAGUUAUCUUAUGUAGAUGGAUAAAGUCAUCUGAUAAGAGGGAAUUUACACUUCUUUAUACUUAUAAUCUUAUUUAAUUGGGUUUUACAUGGUGAUUAGUCAUUCCAGUGCUUUGUAUUAGGGCUAAUCCAAUUUCAUGUGGGUUCCUAACGUACUUGGUAUGGUGAAUUCAACAUACAACAUACAUGCCUGGGUGUAUCUGGGAGAGUUGUUUACCAAGUGGUAAGAGAAAAUAUCAGUCACCAAAACAUACACCAUUUGUGAUCAAAUGCCUUUGAAAUUUCAGGGUAAGAGAGGCUGAUAAAAGGGUGGUGAAUUUGAAAGGCUGGUCUCUCACUCAAUGUGCUAAAAGUUCUUUGCUCUGGUGCUAGCUGGUUCCUUUUCUCUUAUACACGUAAUUACCAUUUUUAUAAUCAAAAGGGGAUACGUAUUUUUUAACGUGCAGUUACUUUCCAGUUUUUUACUCCCCAUCCUUCUGUUCCCAUGGAACGUGCUCCAGCUGAGGACGCCAGGGCGCUGGGACCCCCCAGCGUGCCUUUUUGGUGGAAAAGCUGCUCUUUUGGCAGCAGGGUGGCUGUGGACAGCCACCCACCCGUUCCUGCCACGGAUCACACCCCCGUGACACCUCAGGGCUGAGUGUCAGAGCAGCUGACACAGCUGAUGACAUCAACAUCCACUCGUGCCUGCCCUGAAACCGGGACGUGAUCGUGUGGCUGGCCGUGCCACUGUGGCUUGGGGAGAUGGAUUUCCCUUCCAUGGGACUUCAUGCCUUGUGCAGGAGGAGAGGAGGCAGCCAGCACUGCUAAUUAGCAGAGUAAUUAGCAGGAGGGCCUGGCUGGAGGCACCUGCCUCACGUGCCUGACACGGGGCUGAGCGUGUUCGCGGUGCCGUGGGACGUCGUGGCGGCUCCCGGGUCACUCUGUGCUCUGCAUUCCUCAUGGAAACUUCACAUGAAUUUUCAGAUCAAGAUUCUCUCCAGAGAAAUGGUCAGCAUUACAGUGGUGGUGAGAAGCCAAAGUUCAAUGUCAAUCGAGUGGCGAUGGCACAGGUUGUCAGCUACAACUUGAGUGGGGGAGGACAGUGGGAAGGAGCACCCUGGAGGCCGUUCCCCCACAGCCACUACAGCCCCCUCAACGUCACUGUCAAUGGCACCCCCUGCAUCCUGUUCUGGGCCAAGAGGAUCACGAUCAGGUUUGAAAACCACACCCAGCUGGAUUUGACAGAGAAGACCUUCGGUGUCCGCGCCACCGUGGACCUUGGGGACUCAAACUGCAGCGAGGACAGUGCCAUACUUUCCCUGAAGUUUGGUGACAUUGGCAAUCUAAAGGGACUUGUUAUCAGGCUCUUGUUAACUACCAGCUACUACCAGCUGUCUGUCCAGAACUGGUUCAGCUUGCACAGGCUGCAGCUCCUGUACAACCACUCAGUGCAGGCGACGUUCAAUGCCACGGGGAUCCACGCGCCGGCCAGUUACUCCUUCCACUGCGAGCACGUCAGCAGCCUGCAGAGAUACCAUGCCCUGCUCGUGCCCAGCUCUGCAAACGACCUCUCCCAGCUCUGGGAGGUCACUUUCAUUGACUUCCAGAUUCAAGGUUUUAACGUUCAAGAAGGACAUUUUGCCUACGCCAGAGACUGUGCAUCCCUCUUCUCCCCUGCAAUCCUGAUGGGGUUGGUGAUGUCCCUGAUUCUGCUGCUGGUCCUGGCCUAUGCUCUGCACAUGCUCAUCCACCUGAAAUCUCUCGACAGGCACUACGAGUGCAAGGCUUCUCCUGCCUAUUUUGCACAGAUGAAAGACAAUGACAUGGGAGAUGAGAAGGAGCCACUGAGAAGCAGUGGGAGUGAGUCCUAUGAACUUAGAAACCAACAGUUCAGUAAAAUCUAUAUUUAGCAGUGUGUGUCUCAGUGAAACGAGGUAUUUUCUUCUUCUGGCACUGUUGUACGUAGUCUGUGCAGGUUUUUUACCAGCUGAUGAAAGGAAAAGUAGGUGACAGAUUGUUUAGCCAGUUAUUCACUGAUAAUCAUCUCAAAGAUGCCUUAGGAAAGAAGGUGAGAAAAAAAAUUCCGUUGUGGGUAAGCGAUAUCCAUGUUGUGGGACUUUACUCCUGUAGCAAAAAGCCAAAAUGCAGAGCUCUUCACCCAGCUUACCAAGCCUUGAGGAGAGAAUCAGUAAUGAACACCUUGCAAUUCAAUAAAGGUUAAAAACCCCCACAAA